CUCUCAGCAGUUGCUUUUUGAAUGUGCUAGUGCAACAUGCAAGUGCGCGGAUGGGACUUUUUGAGGGCCAACAAAAGGCCACUUAUCUUCCUAUUCUUACUCACAAAAUUUAUGUUCAUUCUGUUUUGCGUUUUGUCUCUAAAGACUCUCGACUCCAUCAACCGCUUUGAUUGGGACGCCACAAGAAGAAUAGAUUCAGAGCCGUCGGCUCUCAACAGGACGCCGAAUCACCCGCUAAUGCUGAUUUACAACCGAAUACCAAGAAGUGGAGGAACUACCUUAAAAUCGCUACUUACAGAGCUGGGACACAUCAGAGGAUUCAUUCACAGAUCGUCAAAGGAACUUGAUUACCGACAAUUGACCUACGAGGAAGAAAAAAUGUUUGUCCAUGACCUCAUGAGCGAGAAAAAACUCUUCUUCUUCCCAUUUUCUUUUGAUAGAACAAUUUACUAUAUAAACUUUACAAGGUUCCGAGUCUACCGACCAGCGUACAUCAAUUUCCUCCGAGAUCCGGCAGCAAGAGCAGCGUCCCUUUUCUAUUCGCAACAAAUGUCAAACCAAUUGCUGGCCGACCCUGACAGUCGUGUCAUGCUUAAGGACUCGGUGCAGGAUGUUUUCGGAGAGUGCGUCUUGCACGGUCUUCCGGAGUGUAAAUUUCAAGACGGCCAGUCUUACGAAACUGCUGUCGCUUACUUCUGUGGAUCAGAUCCUGAGUGCCUGAUAUUGAACAGCAGAGCAGCUCUGCAAAGGGCAAAGAGGGUUUUGGAGACCGAGUACUCCGUUGUAGGAAUUUUGGAGUUGAUGAAAGAGUCGCUGAAAGUGAUGGAAGCCUACGUGCCAAAAUACCUCACAGGGAUCUUGGCACUUUACAAACAUCAAGACGUGACAGAAAAAGUGAAAAAGUCCCUUCCUCAUCCAGAGCCGUCACUCCGAGCCCUGAAAGUGCUGAAGCGCCAGUUCCGUUCGGACUAUGAGCUUUACGAAUUUGCCCUUCAAAGGUUGAUGCUGCAGCUGAAAUCUGUUCAGGGUAACUCCACCUUAAAGUAAACCAUUUUCCAUGCUAUGGUUUAAAUCUCUGUUUAUUUGUUUCUUACACUCUACAAAGAGACGAGUUACAAUAAUUAUUAUUCUCAUAUAUGUGAUUCCCACAAAGAAUAUAAUAAUCAUCAUUAUGUACAGUCAACUCAAAAAAAAAUUCCUUUUUUAAUACAAACAUCUUCAAACAAGACUUUCAACAUCAACUUUCAGCUCUUUUGGAUUAUUUUGUCAAUUAAAAUUUGCAUGCUUUUGAGCAUCAACAAUUUUAAUGAAGAUUUGAAAUAAAUUAAAUACAUAAUAUUUUGAACGGUCCAACGCAAUUUUCGAGCCUACUCGUUGUCAGAGAGCAAAUAAUUUUGUUUGAUGUCGCCCUCUUUUGGCUCAAAAUCUCUAUCACGAGAGAAUGAUAUAUUGAUGCUUUAUUUUUUUCAAUAUAUGUACAAUUUUGUGUACAGUUAUGCUUGUAUAUGGAGUUUGCCGCACACACAGUAAACCGUAUCUCAUAUAUAUAUAUAUUUUUUUUACUAUUUACUUGACGUAGUUUAUGCGUGUGUAUUUUGAUGUGGAUUUGAAACGUGAAGUUUGCGUGUGUCUCUCACUGAAAUAGUUUCAACACCACUGUUUUUAUCACAAUCAUGACGUACACCGUGGAUAUAUUUAUCUAAAUAUACUCGCGCUCGCUUUCCUUGAUCCCUUCUUCCUACAAAAUUUUUUGUCAUGUGUCAAACUCUCAAAGACUGAAUUUUAAAUAAUGAUCCAAAUUUACGACUUUAAUUUGAGUUUCUUUAGUGAAUGUCGUCCGUUCCUUUCAUGAAAUUGUAGAAAUGUGUUUAAAGCUUGGCAAUGUUUGAUCUUGUCCUACUAGACAGCAGUUUUAAGCGUAAUAAUCAUAGAGAGGGAUAUUAUUUGAAUACUUUUUUGCUCAAGGAGAUUUCUAUCAACAAUUUUUCAUUCCUUAUCGAGAACGAGAGGAGAUGGAAAGGGUCAACAUUUCAGGCAGGGUUGACACCGAUUCACAGGUAGCACUGGCAAGAGAAGGGUUGAGAAUAUAUUUCAACAACCGCGAUUAAAAUUUUGUGAAAAAUUUACCAUUAUUGCCAACGUAGUAUUUUGCCAGAGGAAACAGUCGCGUUAGUAAUAAUUAUGUGAUCCACCACUUAACACUGAAGGAAUGGGUAAUUAUAAUUUCAGCUAAGCCAGCCAGUUUGAUGAGCCUGAUUCAAAGCAAAAGAAAAUUAGUUCCACUCACUUUCACACACGGCUAUUUUUUUAUUUUGUAAAUAUUUUCGACUAUUUUCAAAUCCACACAACCGUUUUGUGAAUAUAUAUUUGACAAGAUGUGUGUGAGCCAAAAACUACUAUUUUGGCUCGCCGCAUCAGGGGUUUGAUCCCUCGCUUGAAAUGGCUUAAUAUUAUAUCAGAGAGGUGCAAUUAAUGCAGGUGAGCCGCAAUCAAUAUCGAAAUGCAUCAUUUUUGUGAACGAACUGAAAAAUUUCAAAACAAUUAAGUAGAGAAAAGCCAGCUUUUUCCAUCAUGACAAUAAGUGAGUCUCUCAUGGUCCCUUUCUUUAAAACACACUCUAUAGUAGUAGUAAAAUGCCAGAAGCUGAAUUUGCAAGUGAAAAUGUGUGCAAAUCGAUUUAGUAAAUCCUACGUUAAUUUGCAAGUGUAACGAGUUCCAUUUGAGUGUUUGUUAUUAAUUUCUAAUCGCUACGAUAAAUUCUUGGUGGACUUAAAUUGUGCAGCAAACCAGCUGCCGCAGUAGUGAGAUUUUUCAGAGAGAUACAAAGUGCAUUCCGAAUACAUUUUCAAGCGAAUAUUUAUGUAUAUAUUAUAUUUUUUACAUAUGAACAUCGAUAGUCUAGUUUUGUGCUGCUUACGGCUCUCUUGGUUUAUCAAGUGGAAACGUGUGUGAGAGUUUUAGCAAAAUAAGCGAGAGGAUUUAAUUUAUUACGCAUUUAUUUCAUGCUUAUUUUCAUGAAUUCACGCAACACUUUUAAAAUUAAACGCGCGCUCGCAAAACCACCCACCAAAAUUAUUGGUGAAUCGCUUUCGUACAUAUUUUUUUUUUGUAUUAUAUACCCGCAACAUCCAAGUAUGUGUCACUA
Messenger RNA from Neocloeon triangulifer, 3145 nucleotides. Its product is annotated as heparan sulfate 2-O-sulfotransferase pipe-like. Bases 37 to 1047 code for a protein of 336 amino acids. The transcript has 6 exons. The record is from RefSeq and is a predicted model, not a curated record. Gene Ontology annotation, molecular function: sulfotransferase activity. Gene Ontology annotation, cellular component: membrane. Lineage: Eukaryota; Metazoa; Arthropoda; Insecta; Ephemeroptera; Baetidae.